Messenger RNA from Phoenix dactylifera (date palm), 1208 nucleotides. RefSeq names its product binding partner of ACD11 1-like. Gene Ontology annotation, molecular function: RNA binding. The record is from RefSeq and is a predicted model, not a curated record. Lineage: Eukaryota; Viridiplantae; Streptophyta; Magnoliopsida; Arecales; Arecaceae.
CCUCCCGAUUCAUCCAUCCAUCCACGACUGGAAAAAAAAGAAAUCUCCGCGUCUCUUCAAACCUCGAUCCUUUUCUGUUCCUUCAUUGCUAAGCCAUUAGGGUUUCCGAGUCGACAGCCAUGUCGGUAAGGACGGUCAAGGUCAGCAAUGUUUCCUUAAGUGCAUCUGAACAAGAUAUCAAGGAAUUCUUUUCCUUUUCCGGUAACGUUGAAUAUGUUGAAAUACAAAGUGGUGAUGAGUGGUCUCAGGUUGCUUAUGUCACCUUUAAAGAACCACAAGGAGUAGAGACUGCAGUUCUUCUUUCGGGUGCAACAAUAGUUGAUAUGUCGGUCAUCAUUACUCCGGCUGCAGAGUACCAACUGCCUGCUGCUGCCUCAGCUUCACCUGUGCCAAAAGAUGCUAAUGCUGUUGAUGGUGCUGAAUCUGCUGUUCGAAAGGCUGAAGACGUUGUCAGCACCAUGCUCGCCAAAGGCUUCAUCUUAGGCAAAGAUGCUCUGAACAAAGCAAAGGCUUUUGAUGAGAAACACCAGGUCACAUCUACAGCGAGUGCCAAAGUCUCGUCCCUUGACAAGAAGAUUGGGCUGAGCGAGAAAAUCAGCAUGGGAACUGCUGCCGUCAGUGAAAAGGUCAGGGAAAUGGAUCAGAAAUUUCAGGUCUCUGAGAAGACAAAGUCGGCCUUUGCCGCUGCUGAGCAGAAGGUCAGCACUGCUGGGUCAGCCAUCAUGAAGAACAGGUAUGUUUUCACCGGGGCAUCAUGGGUGACUGGUGCCUUCAACAGGGUAGCCAAGGCUGCAAGUGAUGUGGGAUCGAAGACGAAGGAGAAAGUUGCUGCUGAGCAGGAACACGAGGGUUUGGAGAAUGACUUUGCGAAGGUUCAUCUCUCUGAGACUCCCACAGCUGCAUCAGGCGACCAUUCUAACAAGCCUGCACCUGCCCAAGGAUUGAUCCUAUGAAAUUUUGUGCUUAAUGGAAAAUGACAUGGUUUGUGAAUUCAGUUCCUAGCAGUGAACAUAGAAUCGGUAUUCGAGUUGGAUAAUGUUGUUAAGAGCUCUUUGCUAUCAUUGUCAGGUCGAAGACAUGUUCAAGUGUUUAGGUAUAAAAUUUGUUUAUAAACAGAUUGGAAUGCACCUCUAUUGACCUCAUACCCUUAUCAUGGAUUGUCCUAGGCUACAAAAUUUGUUUAAUUAGACGAAGUUUGUUCAUCCUUA